Alternaria ventricosa is the source of this 1785-nucleotide messenger RNA. RefSeq lists its product as uncharacterized. NCBI's taxonomy places the organism in Eukaryota, Fungi, Ascomycota, Dothideomycetes, Pleosporales, Pleosporaceae. Gene Ontology annotation, cellular component: membrane. The record is from RefSeq and is a predicted model, not a curated record. Bases 1 to 1785 code for a protein of 594 amino acids. Gene Ontology annotation, molecular function: transmembrane transporter activity. The transcript has 5 exons. Gene Ontology annotation, biological process: transmembrane transport.
AUGGCCGCAACCGAUAAGACAACGCCCGGCAUCUCCACGAUUGAGGAUGUUUCGAGCAUUCCUCUCAAAGACAUGGAGGACAAAGACAAGAUUCAGACUGACGCCGAUGGCUUCGCUGGCGAUGUGGAGAAUCUACCGAAGGGGUACUAUCUCAGUUCCUUCUUCCUUGGUACAUGUUGCGCCGUGGGCUUUGGGGCUUGGGCUGGCAAUGCUGGUGAGUAUACUGGCUUUGCCUAUGCUGCACCUAUUCUGGGUACCAUCAAUGCGGACAUUGGACCAGAUCCCAAUAUCCAAUGGGUCGCACUUGUGCAUCCAGUUGGACUGUCCGUAGGUAUGACCAUCAUAGGAAGACUAAGCGACAUCUUCGGACGUCGUUAUUUCUUCAUCGUGGGGGCAUUCCUCGCUAUGAUCGGAACACUGAUCAGUGCUCUUGCUAUUAACGUCAACAUGUUGAUCGUUGGAUCCAUGAUCAAGGCACUCGCAGCUGCGACACAACUGUCCUGUUACUACACCAUCGGCGAGCUCAUCCCAUCUAAGUACCGAUAUCUCAUGAUUGGCGCAAUCAACGUCUGGAAUCUACCUGGGCAGGGUUUCGCCCCCGUCGUUGCGCAGAGUCUAGUUGCGACUCGAGUCGGUUGGCGAGCUGUAUACUUCUUACUCACUGCCGUCAACGGAGCGUCUUUGAUCUGCUACUGCGUCUUUUACCAUCCUCCCAACUUCCACCAGAAGCAUGGUCAGAGGGAGAAGAAGAUGGAUUUUGUUAAGAAGUUCGACUACGUUGGCACGUUGCUCUAUGCCGCUGGCCUUACUAUGUUCUUGCUUGGUCUCUCAUGGGGCGGCACGAAGUAUAGCUGGACGUCGGCUGAAGUGCUAUCUUUCAUUCUCAUCGGCUUCGGCUGUCUUGUUGCUUUUAUAUGCUGGGAACUCUUCAUGGAUCUUAAGGAGCCUUUGGUUCCUAUGAGUCUCUUUCGCCAUCGCCCGUGGGUCGUAUCGGCAAUACUCACGGGUAUUGGGGCUGGAGUGUACUACGCUGGCGCGAUCAUCUGGCCACAAAUUACGCAGAACUUCUACGCCAACGGCGACCUUAUGCAUGCCGCGUUCCUUUCCUCGUUAGCCAAUUUAGGCAUCCUGAUAGGCGGUUUCGUGGGAGGAUGCCUGGCUGGACCGAUCGGAUAUCAGAAUUGGCAGAUUACCGUGGCUAUGGCUAUAGGUGGCGGACUUCUUGCAUCUGUGUCAACAGCAGACCCAAGCAACCAAGCCCAAUCGUCUGCGUUAAUCUUCUUUUCCGCUAUGAUGAUGGGAUACGUCGCGGACAUCGCUCUCGGGAAUGCCAUUCUCACGAUAACCGAUCAACGAGAGAUUGGCGCUGCUGGCGGUGCUGCUGCAUCAGUACGCACCGCUGUCGCGGGUACAUGUCAAGCAGUCUACAACGUCGUCCUGGCGAACAGGCGCUCGACGACGGUACCUGCUGCGGUAGUACCCGCCGUGUUGGGCGCUGGCUUGCCUAAAGAUAGCACUGCUUCGAUCCUCUCAGCCUUGUCGUUGGGAACGCCUGCGGCAUGGUCCAUGGUAAACGGACUAACCCCUGAGAUUAGAGCAGUUGCGGUAUCGGCAUAUCAUUCGGGCCUGUCACAAGCUUUCAAGACGGUUUAUCUGGUGUCUUUAGCUUUUACUGGACUGGGCAUAUUGUUGUCGCUGCUUGCGCCGAACACGAGUAAACUGUUGACUGAAAAAGUCGCGGUUUCUCUUCAGACACGGAAGCCCAAAGAGGAUAACGCAGCAUAG